Molecule: messenger RNA, 4131 nt
Organism: Columba livia (rock pigeon)
Lineage: Eukaryota; Metazoa; Chordata; Aves; Columbiformes; Columbidae
Product: ephrin type-B receptor 4-like
Exons: 17
Coding region: 985-4008 (1007 amino acids)
Biological process (GO): protein phosphorylation; ephrin receptor signaling pathway; axon guidance
Cellular component (GO): plasma membrane; dendrite
Molecular function (GO): ATP binding; transmembrane-ephrin receptor activity; protein binding
Source: RefSeq, a predicted model, not a curated record
AGUCCAGUCCAGUCCAGUCCAUUGCAGUCCAGUCCAUCCGGUCCAUCCUGGUCCAUCCCAGUCCAGUCCAUCCCAGUCCAUCCCGGUCCAUCCCAGUCCAGUCCAGUCCAGUCCAUCCAGUCCAGUCCAGUCCAUCCCAGUCCAGUCCAAUCCAUCCCGGUCCAUCCCAGUCCAGUCCAGUCCAUCCCAGUCCAAUCCAUCCCAGUCCAGUCCAUCCCAGUCCAAUCCACCCCAGUCCAGUCCAUCCCGGUCCAUCCCAGUCCAAUCCAUCCCAGUCCAGUCCAGUCCAUCCGGUCCCCCCAGUCCAUCCCAGUCCAAUCCACCGUGGUCCAGUCCACCCCAUCCCAGUCCAUCCCAGUCCAGUCCAUCCAGUCCAUCCCAGUCCAGUCCAAUCCAUCCCGGUCCAUCCAGUUCCCCCAGCCCCUCCCAGUCCCCCCGGGGUCACGACCCCACAUCCCGACCCCGCCCGACCCCGGGAAACGUUCAACAAAGGGGUUUCCUGCUGCGGGCCCGGACGCCUGGGUCCCCUCCCUCCCGGACGCCUGGGUCCCCUCCCUCCCGGACGCCUGGGUCCCCUCCCUGCCAAGGGCGGGGGGUUAUGGGACGGGGACGCAGCCGGACGCCUGGGUCCCCUCCCGGACGCCUGGGUCCCCAGUGCAGGCCCGAGCGGGCGGACGGACAGACGGACGCUUCCCGCUGCCUCCGCUUGCCCAAAGUUGCCCAAACUUGGCCCAAAUUUGCCUCCUUCCCCCUCCCCCCACCAUCAGCCGCUCCCCCGGACACCUGGGUCCCUCCCGGACGCCUGGGUCCCCCCCAAAAGGAGCGGGGAAGGGCAGACCCAGACACCCUGGGACACGGUGCGGGGUGGGAGGGGGCAGCCCGGACGCCUGGGUCCCCUCCCGGACGCCUGGGUCCCCUCCGGACGCCUGGGUUCCCCCCGGACGCCUGGGUCCCCCCGGACGCCUGGGUCCCCCCGGGGCCGCCAUGGGGCUGUGGCUGCUCUGGCUGUGGGUCCCGUUGGGCUUCGCUGAGGAGGAGGUUCUGCUGGACACGCGGCUGGAGACGAGUGACCUGAACUGGACCGUGUACCCGGCGGGGGAGGGGCAGUGGGAGGAGCUCAGCGCUCUGGACCCGGAGCUCGGGGCGCCCGUUCGCACCUUCGAGGUGUGUUCAGGGCGUGGCCGCGGCCCCGCCCCCUCGGGCCCCGCCCCCUCGGGCCCCGCCCAGAACAGCUGGCUGCGCUCGCGCUGGGUCCCGCGGGGCGGGGCCGCCCACGUGUUCGCGGAGCUGCGCUUCACCAUGCUGGCCUGCGACGGCCCCGCCCCCCGGCACGCGCCCGGCCCCCGCCCCGGCCCCGCCGGAGACGCGCCCGCCACGCCCCGCGCCACGCCCGGACACGCGGCCCCGCCCACGGCCCCAGCCCCGGCCAAUGGGACGAUGCUCCUGGUGACGGCCCCGGCAACGGCCACGCCCCUGGCAACCGCGGACCGACGCCCUCGGCAACGGCCCCGGAGCCGCCGGUUUCCACGGCAACGUCCCCCGUCCCGCCGCGCUCCUGGGCGGGCCCCUCCCCCCGCGGCCCCUCCCCCCGCUGCCGCGAGACGUUUCACCGUGUUCCUGCACGAGUCGGACGGCGACACCGCGACCCCCCUGUCCCCCCCCUGGCUGGAGAACCCCUACGUCAAGGUGGACACGGUGGCCGCCGAGCACCUGGCGGCGCCGGGGUCAAGGUCAAGGUCACGGGCGCGGUCGCCGGCGGGCCAGAUCAACCGGAAGACGCUGCGGCUGGGCCCGCUGAGCCGCGCCGGCUUCUACCUGGCGUUCCAGGACCUGGGCGCCUGUCUGGCGCUGCUGUCCGUCCGUCUGUCCUUCCGGCGCUGCCCCGCGGUCACGCGGGCCCUGGCGCGCUUCCCGGCCACCGUCCCGCGCGCGCCCGUGGCCGCGGUGGCCGGGCGCUGCUGCAGGGGGCGGUGGCGCGGGGGGGCGUCCUGGGCCCCCCCGUCAUGUACUGCACGGAGGACGGGACCUGGGCCGAGCCCCCCCCGGCCCGCGGCUGCGUCUGCGGCCCCGGCUGGGAGCCACGGGGGGGCGGCUGCGCCGCGUGUCCCCCCGGCUGGUUCCAGGGGGGGGCGGGGGGGGGCCCGUGCCUGCCCUGCCCCCCCCGCAGCCGCUCCCCCUCCCCCGCGGCCGCGGCCUGCGAGUGCGACCCCGGGACCUUCCGCGACCCUGGAGGGGGCGCCGGGGAGCCCUGCUGGGGGGCUGUGGGGCGGCCCCGAGCGCUCGGGGGUGCGGCUGACGUGGGGGCCCCCCCGCCUGGGGGCGGGGCACCCCGACCUGACCUUCGCGGUCACGUGUCAGCGCUGCCCCCCGGGGGGGGGCCCCUGCGGGCCCUGCCCCCCCCUGCGCCUGGCCCCGCCCCCCCCGCUGCGGGGUCACGAGGUCACGGUCAGCGGGCUGACCCCCGGGGUCACCUAUCGCUUCCGGGUCAGCGCACGCAGCGGCGUCAGCGACCUGGGGCCGCAGCCCCUCCCCCACAGCGAGGUCAACGUCACCGCGGGGGGGGACGUGCCGCCACCGGUCGGGGCCGUGACCCUGGCGGGGGGGUCGCCCUCGGCCGUGACCUUGACCUGGUCGCCCCCCCCGCACCCCCCCCCCGGGGGCCCGAUCCUGGACUACGAGGUCAAGUACUACGAGAAGGUGGGGGGCGGGGAGGGCCCCCCGCAGUUCGUGCAGGUGCCGGGCCCGCGGGCGGAGCUGGGGGGGCUGCGCCGGGGGGGGCUGUACGGCGUGCGCGUGCGCGCGCGCGGCCACGGCGGCUACGGAGACUACGGGCCCGAGACCGCCGUCACCCCCCCGGGCACCGCCGGGGGCUCCCGGGGGGUCCCGGUGGCGCUGCUGGGGGGGGCGGCGGCGCUGGGGGGGCUCCUGGUGCUGGCCGCCCUGGGGGGGGCGCUGCUGAGCCGCAGGCACUGUCAGCGGCGGGAGGACCCAGAGCGACACCCCCGGGGUCAUGGCGGCUCGGCGUACAUCGACCCCCUGAGCUACGAGGACCCGCGCGUGGCGCUCAGGGCCGUGGCGCCCGAGCUCGACGGCGCCUGCGUCGCGCUGCAGGACGUCAUCGGCACAGGUGAAUUCGGGCAGGUGUACCGGGGUCUCCUGACGCUCCCCGGCUCCCGCCCCUCCCCCGUGGCCGUGAAGACGCUGCGGGGGGGGGUGGGGGAGGGGCGGCGCCGGGACUUCCUGCGCGAGGCGGCGCGGAUGGGCCAGUUCAGACACCCCCACGUGCUGCGGCUGCGCGGGACGGUGACCGCGGGGGACACCGUGAUGAUCGUCACCGACCUCAUGGACAACGGCGCGCUGGACGCCUUCCUGAGGGGCCGGGAGGGGACGCUGGGGACGCCGGUGCUGGUGUCCAUGCUGCGCGGCGUGGCCGGCGGGAUGUGCUACCUGUCCUCCCUGGGCUUCGUGCACCGCGACCUGGCGGCGCGGAACGUGCUGGUGGACGCGCGGCUCGUCUGCAAGGUGGCCGACUUCGGGCUGGCCCGCGCCACCGCGGCGCACGGCGGCCACGAGGCCACCUACACCAGCACCGCGGGCGGGAGGAUCGCGGUGCGCUGGACGGCGCCCGAGGCGCUGGCGCGACGCUCGUUCAGCUGGGCCAGCGACGUCUGGAGCUUCGGGGUCGUCAUGUGGGAGGUGCUGAGCUUCGGGGAGCGGCCCUACUGGGACAUGGACACCCAGGCCGUGCUGGCGGCGCUGGAGCAGGGCUACCGGCUGCCGCCGCCCCCGCGCUGCCCGCCCGCGCUGCACCGGCUGAUGCUGCGCUGCUGGCGCCGCCGGCCCCGCGCGCGGCCGCGCUUCCCGCUCCUGCUGCGCGCCCUGCGCCCCUCCCCCCCUGGGACCCUCAGUCUGGAGCUGCAGCCGAACUGUGGGGAUUGGCCGCGCUCCACGCUGACGCGCGACGGUGCCGAGAGCGACCUCGAGGGGGAGCCCCCGGCCUCCCGCUGACCCCGCCCCUUCCGCUGACGUCACCGCCCGCGGUCCCGCCCCUUCCGCCCAGCCGCAGGGGGCGGGGCCGCGGAGACCCCCUGGUUCUUCAUUAAAGCUCUGUGAUUGGUUCGGGUGUUCGUA